Molecule: messenger RNA, 228 nt
Organism: Entrophospora candida
Lineage: Eukaryota; Fungi; Glomeromycota; Glomeromycetes; Entrophosporales; Entrophosporaceae
Source: the annotation of a GenBank genome assembly
AUGGGUUUGGUUGAAAUUUUUGAUGUGGUUUUAUGGUUGAAAUUUUGGUUGAAAUAUGGUUUUAUGGUUGAAAUAUUGGUUGAAAUGUGGUUGAGAUGUGGUUUUAUGGUUGGAAUUUUGGUUGAAAUUUUGGUUGAAAUAUGGUUGAAAUGUGGUUUUAUGGUUGAAAUAUGGUUGAAAUGUGGUUUUAUGGUUAAAAUAUUGGUUGAAAUAUGGUUUUAUGGUUGA